AUGAAAAAAACAAGCAAAUCAGAGUCUUCUACCUCUACGACCACCCUUUCUACGGGUAGAGUCAGAUGGGACAGGAGUGACGUCCUCAAUACGACCAAUCUUGAUUCCAGAACGGGCAAGAGCUCUAAGAGCAGAUUGAGCACCAGGACCAGGGGUCUUGGUACCGGUACCACCAGUAGCUCUGAUCUUGAAGUGGAGGGCGUUGAUACCAACCUCCUUGCACUUGACGGCAACGUCUUGAGCGGCCAACAUGGCAGCGUAAGGAGAAGACUCGUCGUGGUCGGCCUUGACCUUCAUACCACCGGUAACACGAGAGAUGGUUUCACGACCGGACAAAUCGGUAACGUGGACGAAGGUAUCAUUGAAAGAUGCAAAGAUACGAGCAACUCCGAAGACAAGCUCUCCCUCACGGGUUUGGAGACCAAGGGUGACGUUUUCUGA
Sugiyamaella lignohabitans is the source of this 441-nucleotide messenger RNA. RefSeq lists its product as uncharacterized. NCBI's taxonomy places the organism in Eukaryota, Fungi, Ascomycota, Dipodascomycetes, Dipodascales, Trichomonascaceae. The coding region runs from base 1 to 441 and encodes 146 amino acids. The record is from RefSeq and is a predicted model, not a curated record. The transcript has a single exon.